AGCUGCAUCCAGAUGGCAAAAAUUUCAAUCCAGAAAUGGUACGAUCCAUGGAUAAAUAUGCACCAGAUCUUACGGAACAGUUCAUGCAACUAAAAACUGCUUAUGACAUUUUACGACGUUCAGCACGAAGAAAGCAAUAUGAUCAAAUGAUGGGAAUUGAACGUUUAAAGCGUUUCAAUAGACGAUCAGAAAAGUUAAACCUUUACGAUAUUGAAGACAAAAAGCCCAGUUUCAUGACAAAUUUUGGUAUGUCUGCGCGAGAAUUCAUCAGCGGUGAUUUCUAUGUGCGAUUAGCAAGUAAUGCGGACAAUUCACUGAUGUAUUUCACCGUCGGCAGUGUAGUAAUCAUUUUGAUACUACAAAAGUUAUAUGUCUGGUAA
Molecule: messenger RNA, 380 nt
Organism: Loa loa (African eye worm)
Lineage: Eukaryota; Metazoa; Nematoda; Chromadorea; Rhabditida; Onchocercidae
Product: DnaJ domain-containing protein
Exons: 2
Coding region: 36-380 (114 amino acids)
Source: RefSeq, a predicted model, not a curated record